UGGGACCUAGCCACUACCUUAUUUGUCUUGUUUUGGAUUGUGCAGGUUGAGUCUGUACGGUAACUAUCUGGCACUAUUUGUGGACUGCCCGGGGGUGACCGCUCCAGGCAGGGAGAGCUGAACAGUUGAUUGCACUGAGCGCCAGGUUUCUGUGGAUGGUGGAAAUGUCAACAACAUCGGCAAUAUUUGAAUUAAAGAUGGAGAUAAAGGCUCAUUCAAUAUGACGUGUCCCAGGAUAAAUGUGACACAGAUAGCAGAACCUACUUUGUUACUGAUGAUGGUAGACGUCGGAAAAUGGCCAAUUUUUGCACUUUGCCCUCAAGAAGAUCUGAAAUGUAUCCUGAAGGCCUGUGUAUUUGGUGGUGGGAAUGAAGUUUUGUACAUUACCAAAGAUGAUGAGGUUUUUGUAAUAGGCACAAACAGCAGUGGCUGUUUAGGAAGUGGAGAUGGCCAAAGCACUAUUGAACCAAAACGCCUUGAUAUGCUUUGCGGAAAGCAAAUAGUAAAUCUGAGUUAUGGAAGUGGGCCACAUGUUGUGAUUGUUACUUCUGAUGGAGAAGUAUUUAGCUGGGGCCAUAAUGCUUACAGCCAAUUGGGCAAUGGUUCUACAAAUCAAGCAAUGACACCUUGUCAAGUCUCUACUAAUCUAGUAAACAAGAAAGUUGUUAAUGUGGCGUGUGGCUCUCACCACUCCAUGGUAUCUACUUCUGAUGGAGAGGUUUAUGCUUGGGGCUACAACAAUUCUGGACAAGUUGGUUCAGGCUCCACUGCCAAUCAGCCAAUACCUAGGAAAGUAACCAGUUGCUUACAAAACAAGGUAGUAGUUGGAAUUGCUUGUGGACAGAUGUGCUCUAUGGCUGUAGUGGAAAAUGGAGAGGUAUAUGCUUGGGGUUACAAUGGAAACGGGCAGUUGGGAUUAGGGAGCAGUGGCAACCAGCCAACACCAUGUAGAAUAGCAGCUCUACAAGGUAUUCGCGUGGAACAGAUUGUGUGUGGCUAUGCUCAUACAUUGGCAUUAACAGAUGAAGGUGGCAUGUAUGCCUGGGGAGCCAAUUCUUAUGGUCAGCUGGGAACAGGAAAUAAAAGUAACCAGUCAUAUCCUGUGCAAGUUUCUGUGGACAAAGAAAGAGUGGUGGAGAUUGCCGCCUGCCACUCAUCUCAUACAUCUGCUGCUAAAUCCCAGAGUGGUCAGAUUUACAUGUGGGGCCAGUGCCGAGGACAGUCUGUCAUCCAACCACACCUCACCAACUUCACCUGUACAGAUGAUGUGUUUGCCUGCUUUUCUACACCUGCCAUAAUGUGGCGCCUCCUAUCUGUUGAGCCAGAUGACCACUUAACUGUAGCGGAGUCACUGAAAAAGGAAUUUGACAAUCCCAAUACAGCAGACUUAAAGUUUUUAGUGGAUGACAAAUAUAUAUAUGUGCACAAAGUUCUUCUUCAAAUUAGGUGUGAACAUUUCCGUUCAUUCCUACAUGAAAAUGAAGAAGAAACGAUAGAAAUGAAUCAGUUCUCCUACCCAGUGUAUCGAGCCUUCUUGGAAUAUCUAUACACUGAUAACAUCAGUAUUUCCCCUGAGGAUGCAAUUGGGCUUUUGGAAUUGGCAACUAUAUAUAGAGAAAAUAGACUGAAACAGCUUUGUCAGCAAACUAUUAAACAAGGUAUCUGUGAAGAGAAUGCAAUUACACUGAUGUCAGCUGCUGUUAAGUUUGAUGCUCAGAUUUUUGCUCCUAGGAUCUUGAAGACUUUUGCUUCCGAUUUUGUAUAAACCACAUGACUGUAAUCACUCAGACGGAUGCCUUCGCUGAGAUGGACAGUGACCUUCUCAAGAACUUUAUCAACAAAGCAAGCAAAGCUGGGGCGUUUAAAAACUGAAUGUGCCUUGUAAUGUGAUGGUACAUACCCUAUUGCAUCAGCCCUAAUCAUAAACAGAAAAGGACAUAUUGGUGUGUUUGUAGUUUGCUCAUCAACAAUAUAAUACAAUAAACAAACUCUACAAAAUGUAUUGUUCAAAACUAUAUCUUGUUUUAAAGGUAAUUUUUGAAAUGGGGUCUCAGUAGUUAGUAUGUGGAAUCUUCUGCUGUCCUUUUUUUCUAAAUUAUUUUCCUUUUUUUUUUUUUGCAUUGCGUUAUAGUGCAAAAGUACUUGAGAGAUUAUGGAAUAAUUCUGGGUACCAGAGUUUAAAAAAAAAAGUCAUAAUAAAGAAAAAAUAUUGGUAACACAAAUUAUUUUAUUAACUGAUAUUUUGAUUUAUUAGGCAAAGUAUUUCAAACAGGGAUGUCCCAAUGUUUAUCCCCGAGGGCUUAAGAGAGACCAUGUAUUUUAAAAUAAACGUGUGAAUAAAUCUUACCACAUAAUAAAAAAUAUUUGACAAGCCUGAAAGUGUAUGUGUUGUUUAGCCAGACGGUAGAUCAUUUUAAAGAUUUGUAUUUGCACUAGUUUAAUUUAGUUCUUUAAUUGUAAAGCUAGUUUUUGUGUUUUUCAAGCAAGUGAGAAUAAUUAAUAUAAAUUUAAGAAAAUGUAAUUAGUUUUAAACGUAUUAAAGCAUAGAUUGAUAUUUUUUUUUAUUUACUGUUGGAGAGCAGUAUUUCUUGAAUGCACAUCGUGAUCUUAGACACUUUUUAGAACCAGGGAAUAUUAUUUUUUUACUGGAGCAGAAAUAGUGUAGCAGAAUAUACUUGUGUUAAAUUGGAAUGCAUGUUAUAAUAAUAUAAAAAAACAAUUGUGGCCUUGCAAAGUACAAAAGUGCAAAUUAAUACUGUUGCUAUUUGUUGUGAAUAAAUAAUUUCAAAGUAAA
Messenger RNA from Bombina bombina (fire-bellied toad), 2794 nucleotides. RefSeq names its product RCC1 and BTB domain containing protein 2 (gene RCBTB2). Lineage: Eukaryota; Metazoa; Chordata; Amphibia; Anura; Bombinatoridae. Gene Ontology annotation, molecular function: protein binding. The transcript has 13 exons. Bases 221 to 1765 code for a protein of 514 amino acids. The record is from RefSeq and is a predicted model, not a curated record.